This is a messenger RNA of Paramecium sonneborni, 631 nucleotides long. The record is from the annotation of a GenBank genome assembly. NCBI's taxonomy places the organism in Eukaryota, Ciliophora, Oligohymenophorea, Peniculida, Parameciidae.
AUGAUUUGUGUAUUUUUUUAAUUCCUAAAGUCUCAUAGAUUUAUCGCAUAUUAACUUGUAGAAGAUUACAGAGACUUCCCAUUUGCAAGUUUAAAAGUUAAAAAACGAAAAAGAAUGAAUAAGGAUUAAAUUAUAUAACGAAAGAAGAAUGGAAAUAAGAUUAAAUUUAAGUAUGAAUUCAUAGAUUAAAGAUAACUUCAAAAAAUCGAUAAAAAAAAAAAGUUAGAAAUGAUCAUUUACACUUAUCUCAUUUAAAGUUUGAAUUUAAAUAUAUAUUAAUUAUUUAGAAUUAUGAUUGCAAUUUAAACAAAUUGCUAUUAUUUUAGAAGACUUGGAGAAAGAAAACAGAAAUUUUAAGAGAUUAUAUAUUAUGAAUCAAUUAUAAAAAUCCUGUUAUUGUGCAUUAUUUAUCAAAAGAUAUCCUCAAAACACUUAGUUCAUGAGAUAUUGUAAAGGUUACAGCAAAAUCAAUUAUUAAUUUUAAUGAUUAAUUUACGCAACGAGAGGGUAUUUAAUCAUUAUUUAUUUGUAUAAUCAGUUUGUAAGAUAUUAGUAAAAUCAAUAGAAUUUUAUAAACAUUGGCUAUGGAAUAUUAGUUUCAAUAGUUAAUUAUAUUAAUUGUCUGAAUUGA